Molecule: messenger RNA, 2268 nt
Organism: Phodopus roborovskii (desert hamster)
Lineage: Eukaryota; Metazoa; Chordata; Mammalia; Rodentia; Cricetidae
Product: disintegrin and metalloproteinase domain-containing protein 25-like
Biological process (GO): male gonad development; proteolysis
Cellular component (GO): plasma membrane; external side of plasma membrane; sperm head plasma membrane
Molecular function (GO): metalloendopeptidase activity
Source: RefSeq, a predicted model, not a curated record
AUGCAAAUAAGACAAAGGGCAUCCUCCUUGGGUCUGGCUAUGGGUGAGGCUGAGGUACACACCAGGAUAAGUCAUCUGCACCUGUGGCUGGAGAUGGUGAUCAUUCUUUCAACAUGGCCCUUGACUGGGCAUGCUCAAAACACCAGCCUCCCAGAAGUAGUGAUACCCUUACAGGUCACAAGCAACAGAACAAUGAGGGCUAUGGGAUGGCUGACCUAUAGCUUAUACUUCGGGGGCCAGAGACAUGUUCUCUACAUGAAAGCCAAGAAGUUUUUCAUGUCUAGACACCUCUCUGUAUUCACCUACACUGACCAAGGUGCUCUACAGAAGGACCAGCCUUUUGUCCAGAAGGAUUGCUACUACCAUGGCUAUAUGGAUGGAGACCCAGAUUCCGUGGUUGCUCUUACCACUUGCUUUGGAGGCAUUCAAGGAACAUUACAGAUAAAUGGCACAGUAUAUGAAAUCAAGCCCAAGAAUCUUUCUUCCACUUUCGAACAUUUGGUUCACAAGAUAGACAGUGAGGAAACACAAUUACUCCCUAUGAGAUGUGCAUUAACAGAAGAGGAGAUAGCCCGCCAAAGGAAGCUUCAAAGGAAUGAUAACACCACACUUAUGCAAAGCAGCUAUGAGGGCUGGUGGACCCACAAGCGUUUUCUUAACCUGGCAUUGGUUGUAGACCAUGAGCGAAUUCGUUAUCUGAACAGCAAUUUGUCACAUGUGUUACUGGAAACAUUGAUCAUUGUGCAUGUAAUAAAUGAGAUUUUUCUUACUCUGGAUGUUGAGGUGGUUCUGUUUGGAGUUGAGAUGUGGAAUACAGGAAACCAAGUGAAAGUGACUACCAUAGAUCACCUCCUGAGGGAUUUUUGCUAUUGGAAAUGGACCAGUCUUAAUUAUCGUAUUCAAAAUGAUAUUGCACAUCUUUUUGUGAGACAUGAUUUUGGCACAAAAAAUAGCUUAGCUUAUGUUGGAUCUGUUUGUGUGCCAUUUCUUAAUUGCGGAGUUGAUCGUCUUGAAGGCUCUGAACUUCAUCAUUUUGGACAACUUACGGCACAUGGGAUUGGUCAUAAUUUGGGUAUGAAGCAUGAUGAGCACACAUGUAAGUGUGGACAUUAUACAUGUAUAAUGGCUCAAGGACCCAUUGGUGUCAACAAAUUCAGUAACUGCAGUUAUGCUGCAUUUUGGACAAUCUAUGUGACUGCCAGCUGUCUGCACAAGGAAAAGAAGCCAGUUGGCAAAUACAGAUUAAUGUUCUGUGGGAAUGGUGUGAUUGACGAUAGAGAGCAGUGCGAUUGUGGAUCUUCAAAAAUGUGUGCAAAAGAUCCAUGUUGUAGGAGAGAUUGCACCCUUAAAGAUGGAGCUGCCUGUGCUUUUGGGCUUUGCUGCAAAGAUUGCCAGAUCAUGCCAUCAGGCACAGUGUGCAGAGAACCUGACAAUGAAUGUGACCUUCCAGAAUGGUGUGAUGGACAUUCACAUGAGUGCCCUAAUGAUGUUUAUUUGCUUCAUGGGAGCUCCUGUAAAGAUGGUGGUUAUUGCUAUGAAAAGAGAUGUAAUAAGCGAGAUGAACAGUGCCAACAGAUCUUUGGCAAAGAAGCCAGGAGUGCAGUUCACAGAUGCUACAGGGAAAUCAACACCCAAGGAGACCGUUUUGGCAACUGUGGUAUAUUCAGCAGUACAUACCUAAGAUGUAACGACUCAGACAUCCUCUGUGGGAGAGUUCAGUGUGAGAAUGUAAAAUCUAUUCCUACUUUGGAAGGACAUUCCACUGUUCACUGGACUCACUUCAAUGGUGUCACCUGUUGGGGAACUGACUACCAUUUGGGGAUGACAAUACCUGACAUUGGCCGUGUGAAAGAUGGCACAGACUGUGGUCCAGAGCAUGUGUGCAUUGAUAGGAAGUGUGUCAAUAAGUCAAUUUGGGUAAGUGAUUGUUCACCAGAGACAUGCAACAUGAAAGGGGUCUGCAACAAUUUACACCACUGCCACUGCAACCCUGGGUGGCGUCCACCACAGUGCCUUACAAAGGGCAGUGGAGGUAGUGUUGACAGUGGCACUCCACCUCCAAAAGAAGGGAAAGUCAAGAAGAGUAAUGAUUCAACUAAUCAUUAUGUAAUGAUUAUUCUGAUUCUUUGUGCUAUUUUCCCAUGCUUUGUGUUCAUUUGUUUUCGGAAUAAUUAUGUAAUAUCUCCUAGGAUAGAGGAACCUGGUGUUCACACUUCAGAAGUGAAAGGGCAGUCCUUUGAUGUCAGCUCUGCUAGAAAAAUCUCAUAA